UAUUCGCGGACUUGGGCAAAAACCCGCAAGGAGACCGGGCGGGACUUCAGGAGGGAGGGGGCGGGGCUUCUGGGUGUUGGGCGCGAGCAGUUUGAAAGACGGUUGGUGUCGGUUCGGCUGCUAAGGUCCGAUUUUGCAGCCCCAUCCCUGCUCAAUGGCAGACCCCGAGGAGCUGCGGAUGUCUUCGCCGCCCCCGCCGCCCCCCUCCUCUCCCUCGUCUUCCGACGCCUCGUCAGCGUCUUCCCCCGGCGUUCCAGUGAGUUUGGGCUGGCCAGUUCCGAGCAGGAGCAGCGGCCGAACGGUGGACCCUCUGGAGGAGGUGGAGCUGCAGAUUGGAGACGCAGCAUUUUCAUUAACCAAACUUCUUGAAGCCACAUCUGCAGUAUCAGCUCAAGUGGAAGAGCUUGCCUUCAAAUGUACAGAAAAUGCACGUUUCCUUAAAACAUGGCGGGACCUUUUGAAAGAAGGCUAUGAUUCUUUGAAGCCUGACAACUGAUUUGGCUGUGUAAUAAUUCAUACUUACUCAUUUUUGAUAUUUGCACAUGUACCAUAAGUAUAUGGUUGUCUCCAGCAGUUCUAUAUAUUCAGAAUGAAAUCAUCUUGGUUUUCUCACUUUUGUGAAAGCAGAAUACUGAUUCUGUUUUUCAUGCUGGAUGAUACUUAUCUUUAAAUAUUUUCUGUCCUCUAAACAUUAAAAGUCUAUUUUAUGAAAGUUAA
Molecule: messenger RNA, 717 nt
Organism: Mustela lutreola (European mink)
Lineage: Eukaryota; Metazoa; Chordata; Mammalia; Carnivora; Mustelidae
Gene: C1H4orf46
Product: chromosome 1 C4orf46 homolog
Exons: 2
Coding region: 155-496 (113 amino acids)
Source: RefSeq, a predicted model, not a curated record